CGCAGGUGAGGCGGCGGCCGCCGGGCCCUGCACGCGCACUCGGCGGCCGCGGGCUCGGCGGCAUGGCUGUCAGCAGGAAGGACUGGUCCGCGCUGUCCAGCCUGGCCAGGCAGUGGACUCUAGAGGAUGAGGAGGAGCAGGAGCGUGAGCGCCGGCGGCGGCACCGAAAUCUGAGCUCCACCACGGACGACGAGGCUCCCAAGCUCGCCCAGAAUGGAGACGCACCGGCUGCCCAGAGACUGCUGAGCGUGGAGGAAGCAGAGGUGCCCAAGCCACGAACCUCAGCCUCUAAAGAUGAGGAGGAUGACACCCAGGCCAUACUCAGGACCCGGCAGGAGCGGAGGCAGAGGCGGCAGAUAGUGGAGGCUGCACAGGCCCCCAGCCCGCCGGGGGCACAGGAGCCAAGGGACAGCUCUGGCCCAGGGCAGGCCAAGCAGCAGCCCCUCGUGCCCAAGAAGGACGGGGAGCUGCCACCUCGCCGGAGACUGAGCCGGGAGCGGCGGGGCCCCUGGGCCAGGGAGGAAGAGAGCUUGGCGGGCCGCGAAUCCGAAGGUGGGAAGAAGGAGGUCUCAGAGAAGCCGGCAGUCUCGGAGAAGCCCCCCGUCCUGGGGAAGACAUUAGUACUUGGGAAGAGACUGGUCUCAGAGGAAACCUCCAUCUCAGAGAAGGCUCUGGGCCCUGAGAAAACAUCUGUGUCAGAGAAGUCAAUUCUAGAAAAAACAAGUGUGUGGGAGAAGCUGCCGGCCCCAGGGAAGACUUCAGACAUGGAAAGGAGAAUAGUUUCUGAGAAAGCAUCGCUCUUUGAGAAGUCUCUGGUGUCAGAGAAGACCCAGGCCACCGAGACAAAGCUAGCCCCAAGGAGGGCGGCCGCCUCAGGGCAGCCCCAGGCAGGGGGGCAGCCGGCCUCGGGGGGAAGCCACCUGCCCCCCACCACAGGGCAGAAGGGAAGGGCCCUCCCUGAGGAGAGCCCACCAUCCUCAGCCAAGCUGGGAGAGCAGGGGGCGCCGGACCCUCCGACUGUGGCUUCCCGCCUCCCGCCCAUCACAUUCCAGGUGAAAAUCCCCAGCAAGGAGGAAGAGGUAGACACACCCUCGCCCACCCAGACCACCUACAGCAGCUCCCUCAAACGCUCCAGCCCCAGGACCAUCUCCUUUCGGAUGAGCCCCAGGAAAGACAACUCAGAAACAACCUUAACCCGCAGCGCCAGCAUGCGGCUCCCGGCUGGCACAGUCAAGUUAGGGGAGAAGCUGGAGAGAUACCACACGGCUGUCCAGAGAUCAGAAUCAGUCAAGUCUCCUGGCUCCUCCCGCACCGAGUUCUUUGUGGCUCCCGUGGGCGUAGCCAGCAAGCGCCACCUCUUUGAGAAGGAGCUGGUAGGCCAGAGCCGAGCAGAACCGGCCUCCAGCCGGAAGGAGAACUUGAGGCUUUCAGGGGUUGUGACAUCAAGGCUCAACCUGUGGAUCAGCAGGACCCAGGAGUCUGGAGAUCAGGACCCGCAGGAGGUGCAGAAAGAGUCAGCAGCCACCAAGAGGACCCAGUGGGGAAAGAAAGACUCCUCCCUGGAUGUAGAGGUGUGACGAGCCCUGCCAGGAUGGACCUGCAAGUCUGCAUCUCAGGGGCCCUCCCUCAGGCGAGGCCCUGCCACCAGCAGCAUCCCUGUCUCUCAACCCUGCUCCCUCUCUGCCUCUGGACCUGGAGCCAGGAGUGUCAGGGAGACUCAGCCACCUCCUUCCCAGUCUAGCGUCUGGGGGCGGGUGUGCCCCGGCCCCUUCUCGUCCCACUGCAGGCACAGCGGGGGUGCAGCACCAGCUCUCAUCAGCACCGUGUGGCCUCCAUGUCCUGUCUGGAGGUGGCUUCCGGGCCCUGCUCACGUCCAGGGGCAGGGCGGUGCUGUCUCUGGAGAACUCCCAAGAUUCCCCCUGGAGUGUGCCUCCAUGUGCCUGUGAUGUCUCUCCCUCACUGAGGCCUGGAGCCACACACUUCCGUCCCUGGGGCCUGCCUCCAGCUUGCUGAGGUCCGUCGGGCCAGAUUGUCCAGGCGCUGCCCUGCGUCUUCCGUGUGCCCUGUCUCCCUGCUUCCUUUGCCUCUCGCUUCCUUGGCCUGCUGCUCGGCCAGGAGCUCGGUGCCAUUUUGUGCACCCCUUCACCCUCUUUCUGAAAAAGCUGUUCUCAGGAAAGAGCUGAUAAACUCAUUCGCUCUCAGGUGUG
Messenger RNA from Callorhinus ursinus (northern fur seal), 2207 nucleotides. It is a transcript of the gene LAD1, whose product is annotated as ladinin 1. The record is from RefSeq and is a predicted model, not a curated record. Gene Ontology annotation, molecular function: structural molecule activity. NCBI's taxonomy places the organism in Eukaryota, Metazoa, Chordata, Mammalia, Carnivora, Otariidae.